AUACAUAGUCCAUAAAAUAAGAGUAAAAAUUGGAACUCAGAAAAGUUGUUUGUUUUAAUGAUUUCUAACUGCCGCUUUCGGAUGUAACGACUUAGAAUUAACACCCUAUAUAAACACAAGCGGUGGAUUGCAUAAACUCCUAUGCAAAAUGAUUCUGCUACAUUUCUUUCACAUCACAGGAGAUAUCUCAUGGUAUUUCGCGCAAAUACUUUGUUUCAUACUCUUCUUGGUCAUAACAGGAGUAUUUUACACUAGAGAAAAAACCUUUGUCAUGAAAUCUAGCGGACCAACAAAAAAUUUCGUAAUAUCUUUGAAACCCUUACGGGUCGUUCCGAAAGUAAAUACCUCCUAUUUUUUGCACUGAAACCACAGCCGAUACACAAAUCACAACAACACAACCAAUUUCUUUCGACGGACGGAUAGACCGACGGACAAAACUCAAACAUAGCACAUUUUUUUUAAAUUCUUAAAAAUGCAUUAAAAUGGUAUCUAUGAUGAAUACCUAUUUAUAGUAGAUAUUAGUACUUACAAUAAAUUAUGAUUAUGAUUUAUGUAAUUGCAUUUUUAAGAGGUUUGCACAACUCACUUUUAAAAUGUACGCUCUGUGUCUAUAUUUACUUCAUUAUCCCUUUCAAUUUUAGGAAUGAACGUCACUCCACAACUGAAAAGAAGGUCUUUUAGUAAUUGUACAAAAUUUCAAGGUUUUUAAGGACUUUAAGGAAAUUCUUCAUUCACGGAAAGAGGAAAAAAAUUUCCACGAACAACAAUGAUCAGCGUUUCACAGUCAACCUCUCUUGUCUUGUCUUGCAUUUUCGGCCUGGGGGAGCUUUUUCAUUGACUUGGUGGGUUGCUUCGUUUCUGGGUCAUACCCGUAACAUUAUCACUUGCACCAUGUAAUGACUUUGGCACGACCUCACGCCUGUCUCUUCUGAAAGUCCGUCGAAGGGAUGAGCACGACCUUUAUCUCACAUCCCACUUAAAGGGACAACCAUUUGAAAACUUCUGUACGGCAGCUGAUAGUGUAUGAUUCCAUCUUAUUACAGCCUCUAUUCCUUUCAAACUUAAAAUUUAAAAGUUAGAACCUCAGAAUGUCCUCGUAAUUAAUCUGGUGAAACUGAGGCACUUAGACAAAGUGGAUAUCUGGAUCCGAUUGAGUUAUAAGGUGAGCUCGACAUUGAACAAUAAACGAAAAUGCCAGUUUUAGGAGCUCAUUGUCCCGAUCUUGGUUGUCGCCAGAUAAAGCUUCACGAUGUGGUUUCGUUCCAUUCGAAACAAGCGAAACAAAAUUAAUCGCACCCCCCAUUAAGCUUUUAUGAACAAAUUUCCUCCCAAUUGACGUUUCACGUUCAAGUUUAUAAUAUAAUUGUACGACCUCCUAAUUAAUUCAUAACUAAAUUAAUGUAAUGAUUGCCGCUAGAUAAUUUAGAUAAACGUUUUCGUUAAUGCAUUUUCUGUUUUGUUUGUCAAGCUGUUGUGUUAUAACGCACUCCGCGCAAUGAUGGACCUCGACGAUCUGCUUACGGAAAUUGGUCAGUUUGGUAAAUACCAAAAGUCUGUCCUGUGGCUCGUGCUGUUACCGUGCGUCUUUCCGUGCGGUUUUCACGCGUACAACCAACUGUUUAUGGCCGCAAAACCAGACCACUGGUGUCGAGUGCCAGAAUUGGAAGAUUUGAGCUAUGAAGUCGCCAAAAAUCUAAGUAUACCAAUGGAAGAAAGGGACGGCGAAAUGCGCUUCAGUCAGUGUACAAUGUUUAAUAAAUCAUCAACUGGCGAAUUCAACUCUUCUAAUCGUGUAACAUGCCAACAUGGAUGGAUUUAUGACAAGACUGUUUAUAAAAAUUCGGUAACAACCGAGUGGAAUUUGGUAUGCGAGGAUAACAUUUUAUCGACGCUAGCUCUGGUAGCAUUUGGCACCGGGGGUCUGAUUGGAAACUACAUCUUCGGUUACAUUCAAGAUCGACACGGCCGAAAAUCGGCUUUCUUCAUUUACUUAUUCAUCCAGACAGUUUUUGGGAUCGCAACAGCUUUAGCCAGCAGCUUCGGUAUAUGGGUUCUUUUUCGUUUCGGUGUAGGAUUCACAAUACCAUCAAUUCUUUCAACGCCCAGCAUUUUAGCUAUUGAAUUGGUGGGGCCCAAAUACAGGUCGACUGUAACCGUCUUAAUAAACAUCGCCUACUCAAUUGAUCUCAUUGUCUUGUCAAUAAUUGUUUGGGCGGUACGAGAUUGGAGGCAACUCGCUUUGUUUACCACGGUACCAUUUAUAGCGCUCUUUGCUUUGUAUUGGGCGAUGCCGGAAAGCCCACGAUGGCUAAUGGCGCGUGGCGAUUUUGUAAGAGCGGAAAAGAUAUUGAAUAAAAUGGCAAGGGUCAACAAAAGAACCGCUUUCGUCUCCGAAAUCAGGCAUCUGAACACUGGAGAUCUCAGCAUUAAGUCGAAUGACAAGGCUGAUUAUGGAAUGGUAGAUCUAUUUAAACUCCCAAAACUACGCUUGAAAACGCUUAUAAUCACUUUCAUUUGGUUUACAAACACGAGCGUUUACGUUGGACUCUCGUACUACGCACCCGCCCUUGGGGGAGAUGAAUUUUUCAACUUCUUCCUGGCGGGUGUUGCCGAACUUCCCACGUACAUCUUCCUAUGGCCCGCCAUGGAACGAAUCGGGAGAAGAUGGAUUUUAUUCUCCACAAUGGUUGUAGGUGGAAUCGCUUGUACUUCUACGCUAGUUAUCAAUGAUGCUACAAUAAGGUUGGGCCUAUACUGCGUAGGAAAAAUGGGCAUAUCAGCUUCGUUUGUGGUCUUGCCGCUGAUGGCUUCCGAAACCUACCCUACGGUUGUGCGAGGUAUUGGAAUGAGCUUAAGUUCAGUUGCCGGAAUGCUCGGACCUGUGUUUAUUCCACUUAUCAAUUAUUUGGGGGCUCGCACUUUAACAUUACCGUUAAUUAUUAUGGGAGCAUUGUUGAUUGCCGGCGGAUUAAGUUCGCUGUUACUGCCCGAAACGCUUCGCAGAAAUCUCCCUCAAACCCUUGAAGAUGCGGAAAAAGAUGGAUUGGUGGAUUUCAGAUGGUGGCGUAAGUACGAGAAACGCGAAUUGCAAGAGGAUUAACCAAUGGUUACCUUAAACUGUAAAUAAAUGUACGUACUGUGGAAGGAAUCUAAAAGUGUGAUAAGCAAGGACUAUGCAUGCUGACCGAUGUUCAGGGCCACAAAGCGCUUUAGCUGGAGCUUUCCUCAGUAUAACAAUCUUCAUAAAGUAAAAUAGUAAACCAAGAAAUAAAAAAGUCCUCUGGUCAUUACAAUAACGUAAUGAUAGUUGCUUAUAAUAUUAAUUUUAAUUGCUUUUAGCGGUACUUACUUUUUAUAUGCAAGUAGGAGGUACUUGUGUUAAGUGAUUGGAUUGAGGAAAAUAAAAUACAGUAAA
Photinus pyralis (common eastern firefly) is the source of this 3415-nucleotide messenger RNA. RefSeq names its product beta-alanine transporter. Gene Ontology annotation, cellular component: membrane. NCBI's taxonomy places the organism in Eukaryota, Metazoa, Arthropoda, Insecta, Coleoptera, Lampyridae. The record is from RefSeq and is a predicted model, not a curated record. Gene Ontology annotation, biological process: transmembrane transport. Gene Ontology annotation, molecular function: transmembrane transporter activity. Bases 1496 to 3100 code for a protein of 534 amino acids. The transcript has 7 exons.